This is a messenger RNA of Pleuronectes platessa (European plaice), 3753 nucleotides long. RefSeq names its product CXADR Ig-like cell adhesion molecule (gene cxadr). Gene Ontology annotation, biological process: homotypic cell-cell adhesion. The transcript is spliced from 7 exons. The coding region runs from base 130 to 1257 and encodes 375 amino acids. NCBI's taxonomy places the organism in Eukaryota, Metazoa, Chordata, Actinopteri, Pleuronectiformes, Pleuronectidae. The record is from RefSeq and is a predicted model, not a curated record. Gene Ontology annotation, cellular component: basolateral plasma membrane; intercalated disc; bicellular tight junction. Gene Ontology annotation, molecular function: cell adhesion molecule binding.
GAGGAGGAGCGGGAAGAGGAGGAGGAGGAGUGUGGAUACCUCGGUCGAGCUGAGCUGCCGCGUUUCACUCGAGCUCCAAGUAGUUUGACGAAGUUUCAGUGAACAAGUCGUGGAUUAGCCGGAACAGUGAUGGAUAUGCGUGUGGCCCGGUUGGGCUUCGUCCUUCUGAGUCUGUCCGCAGGUUUGAUCGCGGGUCUAGACAUCACGUCUACACAGUCCACGUCCAUAGAGAGGGCCAGUGGUGAUACUGUGAAGCUGGACUGUCAGUUUACUCUGGCCACUAUAGACUCUGGACCGCUGGAUAUUGAAUGGAGCUUACUGUCUUCCGACAACCAGAAAGAGGACAAAGUGGUUAUCCUGUACUCAGGCGACAGGUCCUACGAGGACUACUUUCCACCCAUGAAAGGCAGAGUCCACUUCAACUCAGCCGACCCAAAAAACGGUGACGGCUCCAUCAACCUGACGGGGCUGAAAUCAACAGACUCGGGCACUUACCAGUGUAAGGUGAAGAAGGCUCCCGGUAUCCGCAGCAGGAAAAUUACGCUGAUCGUCAUGGUGAAGCCGUCCAAGCCCAGGUGCUACACCGAAGGCCCCACACAGGAAGGCAAAGACAUUACGCUGAGGUGCAAAUCUGGGGAGGGCAGCAACCCCCUGCAAUACAGCUGGGAAAAGAUCAGUGAUGGCAAGCUGCUGCCUGCUGCCUCUGUGCUGGACCCUGUGGGAGGCACCGUUAAUGUAAGGAACGCAUCUGCCAGCGCAUCGGGUACCUACCGCUGCACUGCCACCAAUCCUGUUGGCACCGAGGAAUGUACACUUCAUCUCAAUAUAACACCUCCCCCCAACACCGCAGGCAUCAUCGCAGGAGCCAUAAUUGCUGUACUCCUGAUCCUCAUCAUUAUUGCCAUCAUCCUCUUCUGCUGUUGCCGUGCUCGUAACAGGAAGAAGUACGAGAAGGAGAUCUGCAACGAGAUACGAGAGGACGUGCCUCCUCCUAAGAGCCGUGUUUCGACAGCACGCAGCUUCACCGUGGGCAGCCAGCGCUCCUCCCUGGGCUCCAUGUCGCCUUCCAACCUGCACGAGUACGCCCUGAAGCCCCAGUACGACAAGAUUCCCUCAUCAGAAGAGUUCGAGAGGCCACCGAGCCAGGUCCCUCUGCCACCCCCCACUGGUGUCAGGAUGGCCGGCCCAAACCUCAGUCGCAUGGGAGGCAUUGCUGUCAUGAUCCCUGCCCAGAACAGGGACGGCUCAAUUGUCUAGAAUGUCCUCUUCAGGUGAAGGGGCCGUGUAACAAGGGGAGGGAACAGAGGAUAGUAGUAGGACACAAGACAAUGAAGAUGGCACAAGAGCUGGGAUGGGCUGACUCACCUGACUCUUCAUUAACACACAUGGGAGUGUGCUCCUCCUAUGAAGACCUGGCUCUGCUGUGGUGCUGAGAAGAGAAAUGGAGUUGUACUGGAAUCAAGACAGAGCACAUUUACUUUUUAUCAAAUAUAAAUACAAAAAAAAAAAUCUGAAAUUUACUUCCUGGGCUUUCUCAAAGAAAAAAAGAAUUAGUGUGGGUAUAAAGCUGAAGGGUCAAUAUACAAAUUAUAUUGUACAUAAGUGAAUGCAUGUCUUUUUUUUUAUAUAUAUAUAGAUGGCCCUUUCUGUAGAAUUCAGAUACAGGCCCGUAAUUGGCCAGUUGUACAGCUGUAUGCAUGCAUGUAUGUGUAAAAUUGCAGCAGUAUGUGUGCGUGAAAAUAAGUUUUUGUAUGUGAAUGGGAGUUAGGGAAAUAUAUAACUCAUUCAUUAUUUUAAACAGUAUAAUUUGUCAGGUGACCCAGUCUUUACUAGUUUUUAAUUCCAUACAUCAAUGUAAAUUGAGAUGGACCAACCCUCAGAAAAAAUUCGAUCAAUUUGAAAAAAAUUCACUCAUUUGAAUUAAUCUCCCUUCUGAUUUGAAAACAGUCUAUGUAGGUCAGCCGUUUCCUCUUGAAGAGUUUGAACUGUUUGAAUCGUCCAGUCAGGGUUUAGGUGGGGGGCUUACACGGACCAGAUUGGCUGAUGGGGAAGAGGGGGCUGAAGCCACCACAUCUUGUGAUUGGCUGGAUUAUUGCUCCUUGACCAAGCUUCAAAAACAAUAAAAGACCAGUGUCCAGCCCUCCCCCAGAGAUCUUAGAGGAGGUGGUGCACAACAAGGUUCACUGAGCAAUCUGCUUUAAUUGUGUUUGACUGUCAAUAGGCCCCUAACCUCAACGACAACCAAAACACAAAAAUAGAAAGACAGGCAGACGCACACACCUUAUUAGCUGGACAAGAGCACCAGCUCUUUGAUUUUUUUUUUACAUAUGCAGCACCUUGCAGGGGUGCUGCAUAUGCCUGUCAUUGCUCCUGUAGUGCUAAUUGGCAUUUUUAUGAAGGAUGUAAAGUAAGAAAGUUCCCCAAAGAGGAACUAAUGAGAUUAGGCUCAGGAAGCUGAGUACUGUUUGUCUGUGUGGACUUUGUAGACUGUCAGUGCUGGAUAAUUUUCAUUCAGGCGGCCAGUGUAAGUUGCCAUAGGCCAGUUCACGCAAGUUCUUGUUGUUUGGAAAAACUUUUAGAAAUCCAACAUCUCAUCCUGUCUGCUACUUAAAAAAAGCACUAAGAAUACCUGGAAUGGGCAAUUUUUCUUUUUGCUUGGACGCCUUAUUAUAUUCCUUAUUUUUGCCUUACACACCUCCCACCAGCUCACCUCUGCACAGCCUCACAGCUGGAUUCUACUGACUUCAAUUGUGCCUUGUUGUCCCCAGUUGAGUUUGGCCGUAGCACGUCAGUGUGCACUGUGUUAUGUGCAGUAGCAUCAUCCUGAAUCGACGACUUAGCCCACAAACACCAAAACAACAUCGAUGCGUGAGCCUAUUGGAUCCUUUUGCCUCAUUCAGGUCAAGUCUAGGAUUUCUCCACACCUGCUCAACUCCUGCAAAUUCACCCACAACCCAAAAGUACUUGUCGUAAAAAGCUUUUAUUUUAUAUUCAAAACAUGACUUCAUGUUCCUUUUUUUCAACUUUAUUUUAACUUCUGUAAUUGAUACACUUUUUUUUAAAUAAAUGCUUCUGGCUGUAUGUAUAAAUAUCCUGCGACGUAACCCUAUCUAAUCGCAACACAGUCCAAUGAUACACAGAUGAUGUUUGUAUGUAUAUGUGAUGCUCUGCCGUGCUGAAACAGAAGAGGAGGGGCCUUUCAGUACAAUGUAGAUGAUCCCUGGUGUGAUAGGGAAUUUCUGGCAGCGUGUGUGCGUGCAUGAGAGAGUGAGUGAGUGAGAGAUUGUGGAUUCUAGCAUCAUUGGGGACAUGACUGUUAUAGAAACAGAUUUGGCCAGUUUUAUGUUUAACCAGUUUUCUGUCACCAAGGAAAGUGAGACCUGAGCCUGCUUCGAGUAAUAGAUUACAUCUCGGUUCAAUUUUAAACACUACUGUGUGGGUGUGAUGAGCAAGUGAGUGAGUAGUACGUGAAAGGAGUUUACUGUCAGAAUGGGCCCUUGUAGAUUUCUAAUGAGACUUUCACCUGCUGACAGGCUGUACAGAGCUCUUAGGGAGGUUAUCCAGUUACUGUCACUUUAUGUGCUCAGAACAUUGACAUCUACUACUAACAAUAAUGACUGUAGCGUUUAAAUUUGCGUACUAAUAUUGUAUGAAGAUCUCCUUUGAGGUUUGCACACGGUGUGUUUUUUCUUUCUGUGUGUUUUUAUUGUGCUGUAUUUUUGAAUAAUAAAAGUUCAUGAAAAAAAAAAAGAA